CCCCUCCUCCACCUUAAUCUAUUCUUAAAUUGUCGCAUAUUUCAUAGCUUUUGGAAUUGAUAUGCCGAAUUGAUCUCCAUUGGCGCAUCUCUAUCCUUCAUCACCACCACCACCAUCAUCUUUAUCUACACUACACACCAGUCUUAGAGCCAUCACCACCACUAAUAGCUUCAUCAUGAGGACCUCCAGGUCCCUCGCAACCACCGCCCGGAGGCUCUCAACCUCCCUCCGACCAUGUUCAACCCCUUCGCUCGUCCGCCUAGGCGCUGCGGCCCGAACCAUUACGACCUCACGCCCCCUCCGCUCCGGCGCAGCGUCCAACCCAGCCAUGCAGUUCCCAUGUCUCGACGCUCUGGAAACCCGCUCCGCAAACCUCUCUUCCUCUUCCGGCCCCGAGCCGUCCUACACAGCUGGUGAGACGCAAAAGUACCACUGCCGUGAGCCCAUGGUCCUCGACUGGGGCGGCGUGCUGCCCGAGUUCACCAUUGCGUAUGAAUCAUGGGGCACUCUCAAUGCCGAUAAGUCCAACGCCAUCCUACUGCACACUGGCCUCUCAGCGUCGUCGCAUGCUCACUCAACACCCGAGAAUCCCGCGCCUGGGUGGUGGGAAAAGUUCAUCGGCCCCGGCUGCCCGCUCGACACAAACAAGUACCAUGUCAUCUGCACAAACGUCAUUGGCGGCUGCUACGGCUCAACUGGCCCCGGCAGCAUCGACCCUGGCAAUGGCGAGCGCUACGCCACCCGCUUCCCUAUCCUGACCAUGGAGGACAUGGUGCGUGGGCAGUUCCGCCUGCUGGACCACCUGGGCAUCCAGAAGCUCUACGCCUCCGUCGGGUCGUCCAUGGGCGGCAUGCAAUCGCUCGCUGCUGGCACCCUCUUUCCCGACCGCGUGUCCCGCAUCGUAUCCAUCUCUGGCUGCGCCCGCUCGCACCCGUAUAGCGUUGCCAUGCGCCACACGCAGCGCCAAGUGCUCAUGAUGGACCCUAACUGGAACCGUGGCUUCUACUAUGGAAAGGUGCCCCCGCACGCAGGCAUGAAGCUUGCUCGUGAGAUUGCUACCGUCACGUACCGCUCCGGGCCUGAAUGGGAGCAGCGCUUUGGCCGCCGCCGAGCUGACCCGAGCAAGCCGCCUGCGCUGUGCCCGGAUUUCCUGAUUGAGACGUAUCUCGACCAUGCUGGCGAGAAGUGGUGUCUUACAUACGACCCCAACAGUCUGCUGUAUGUCAGCAAAGCGAUGGAUAUCUUUGAUUUGGGGCAUGAGAACCAGUUGGCUGCGCGAGCCAGACGCCAGCAGCGCACGCAGGAUAUGGAAGCAGGUGUUGUGGCGCCAGCAGAGGGCGAUGCAGCGUGUAGCUUGACGCUGCCACAGACGCCGUAUGAGGAGACGGGUGUCCAUACGGAGCAGGAGGUUGGACAAUUUGCAAAGACGGGCCCGCCAAAGGAUCUAGUCAAAGGUCUUGCGCCGCUGGUUAACACACCGGCGCUGGUUAUGGGCGUGGCGAGCGACAUCUUGUUCCCGGCGUGGCAGCAGCGCGAGAUUGCUGAAUCGCUGAGACAGGCGGGCAACCAUAACGUGACGCAUGUUGAACUGGGCGAGGAUAUGAGCUUAUUUGGUCACGAUACCUUUUUGCUCGAUUUGGAGAAUAUCGGCGGCAACAUUCGCAAGUUUCUUGGUUAGAUUAUGGCCAGGUUGAGCAAACAACGAUGUAUAAUAGGCAUAUUUAAUGUAUGAAAUGGAUGACUUGUAUGCACAGCAUGUUGGCAAGUUUGUGUUAAUGGAUGUUUGCGUCUCACACUGGGGCUGGCUAUGAAAAUGUCCUAAACAAAAAAAAAGCGUAUAUUGCAUGUCUGAGUUGCUUCUUCUCUAAUAUCUGUAUUUUGCUAAAGCAUCUAUGUUGCCUGAAUGUACAGCACCGGCUAUCUUACUCGUGCGUCUCACCUCGUCUCAUCACAGCCUCGCGUUGGUUACAGCCUGCAAACUUCAUUUGCCAAGUUCACAAUUUUUCCUGCAA
Molecule: messenger RNA, 2012 nt
Organism: [Torrubiella] hemipterigena
Lineage: Eukaryota; Fungi; Ascomycota; Sordariomycetes; Hypocreales; Clavicipitaceae
Source: the annotation of a GenBank genome assembly